Cercospora beticola is the source of this 3079-nucleotide messenger RNA. RefSeq names its product Hpc2p (gene HPC2). NCBI's taxonomy places the organism in Eukaryota, Fungi, Ascomycota, Dothideomycetes, Mycosphaerellales, Mycosphaerellaceae. The record is from RefSeq and is a predicted model, not a curated record.
AAGUCGUCAAAGUGUGCUCCGUGCUGCGUGCUGCGCCGGCUUUCCCUUAUGUUUUCCAGCACUCUCGACACGCCCCUUCUCGACUCUUUUUCCAACCCAUCCUGCACUUCUGCGUGUAUGCAACUGGCUGCCAUACGGUUUUUCAUCAAUUCAACCACCGAUCGCCAUCGAACUGCGCCCAUCUCGACCUGCAUCCGGACCGCGGCAACGAGACGCAACGCAUCAGCUAUACCACCGCCUCCCAUUACCAGUCCGCCCGCCGUGAUCCUGCAAAAGGUGUUGUCGUCGUCGCUGGUCCAAACUGCGACGUUCGCUAGCCCCACGCUUAUUGGCCGCUUCGACUUAUGGAGAUGAGGCCCUGAACGAGCACCCUCGAGCACCCUUUGAGCCGCGCCAGAUCCAGACGCGCGCACUGCGCAUGUGCACCCUGCACAUCUGCCUAGUGUGCUAAUCGUGUUUCUAUACCAUCUUCUUGGCGUGUAUUGUCGAUUUGGCCAUUCUGCGCCAUGAACUCGGAACACAUGGCCGAUGACGACGCUGCAAGCGAGACGUCGUCUCUGUCGUCAGUGCAGUCCCCGCAAACCAGCUCGCUCGACGAAAUUCGCGUCACAACCCGCGCUCCUGCUGCUGCCGCCUCCGCAUUUGCUGAAGGUGUUGUUGCAUCUUCCACUUCGGCAACUCCCGCACCUGCGCAUGCUAUACCAACACCCACGCCCGCCGACACAACUGCUAAGCCCAAGAGAGCACGCAAGCCUCGGGAACCCAAAGUCGAAGGCAAAGAUGAGAAACCAAAGGAGAAGAAGCCUCGCAAGCCGCGAGAACCCAAGGUCAAGGCCGAAGAUGGCUCUGCGCCUGCACCUCGCAAGCGCCAGAAGAAAGAGCCUGCUGCCAUUGCCCCUGAUGCAUCUGCCUCUGGACCUCGUCAGUCCACNCCUCCGCCGCAACCACAGCACAUUCUGGCGUCGCAACCUCUGCAACGACCGAAUCAGCCCGACAUCUUGAUACGCGACAGUCUUCCACCUGCAUCAAAACCGCCGACACCGCGCCCGUACUCGAGUGGUCAGAACUUUGAUCCGAUCAGAGGUUCCAUCCUCGGUGCAGCACCGCCGCAACCGCCGACGAAGCAGUCAAGUGGUGAACAAUCUGCACCUCCAUCAGCCGACACCUUUGCACGCCCCUCCGGACCUCCGCCUGCGCCGACCAGGCACACGAAUGGUGAACCAUCAGCACACCUGUCACCCAAUUACAAUCGUGCCUCAGCUUCACCGUCCAUCAACAGCCUCAUUGACCCUCCCAGCAAACCCUCACUCCCAUUGUCGCACACCUCACAAACACCGACGUACGCACAACAGCCGCCUAGCUUUGUUAGUUCUGCACACCAUUCACCUACGCCACCAGUGGCUGCACCCGCGGCUCUACCUCAAAAGGCAUCUUUACCACUAACCUCUCCGGCACCUCCACCUCAACAACAACAACCUCAAGCGCAACCGAUGCCGCAAACGGACGGCGCGAUGGACAUUGAUGGACCUGUGUGCGAAGCGCCAAUGAAGACGCAACCUUCGAAAUCGUCGUCAUCGGCGCCGACGCCUCAAGUCCAGGCCAAGGAGAAGAAGGCCGCUUCACCCAAGGCUGCUGGCACUGGACUUUUGGCUAGCAACAAUCUCUUUGGCGGACCUGGAGCUAAACAAGAGUCAGAGAUCCGCGGACCAAACAUCGAGAUUCGGAUCUCGCUGAAUCGAGAUGGUGGUAACACGGUCAACAUCGCACAGGAGAUCUUCAAGAAGUACGGUCAAGACGCAAUCAAUCCUCGAGCUGCAGCACAUCGAGCAAAGCUAUUGCAAGUCGCAGCUGCACAGAACAAGCUCGAGGGAGGCUCUGCAGACGACAUGUCUGUUGAUUUGAUGUCAGAUAUGGAUGGAGACAGCAACAUUGAGAUGGGCGGCAUGGAUGACGAGGGCAAGUCUGCCACUGGAGCUGAUGACGCCAAGCCACGCAAGAGGCGGAGGAAGGUCGAGGAGUACGACAAAGAUGACGACUUCAUCGAUGAUACGGAGCUCGCUUGGCAGGAGAAGGCCGCUGUGGCGAAGGAUGGUUUCUUCGUGUACUCCGGCAAGCUUGUACCUGAGGGCACAACUGCGAAUGUUGAGUCUGCAGCACCAUCUGGCCGAGGCCGUGGCGGUGGACGAGGACGUGGUCGCGGUAGAGGCGGUACCACUGCUGCUUCGAGUGCUACUACAACUGCUACCGAGAAAGUGCGGGAUCCCAACGCACCGACGCGAGGUCGUGGCAGCAGAGGUGGCAAGAUUCCUGGCGCGCCUAGGAAGCCAAGGAUCACGAAGGCUGAGAAGGAGAAGCUCGAAGCGGAGAAGGCACAGAGAGAGCGCAUGAUGAAUGCGCCAGCUGGGACUUCGGCCACGCCCAUGUCUACGACCAACUCGGCGACUCCGGCUUCCCUGGUUCAGCAGCAGCCGCCUCCGCAGCAGCCUGCUUUGGCGUCACAACAUCACGUUUACUCCAAUGGUACGACGGGCCAGCAAGGUGUACAGGUAUAGGACUACCAGUCGCAGUAAAGUCAGAGCACGGAUAUCGAUCUGCGCUACGACAGCCCGAUCAUCUUGUCGAAGAACUGCGCUGGCUCAGGCUCAGGCAUAGGCACCCAACACCGCUGUGCUACUUCGACCUCUUUUGCUUUUUCUUUCUGGCGUCAUGAUACCACCACCAAUUACUGGCCCUUUCACCCGCUUCUGAGGUGGUUAUGCGAGUUUGGCUGUCUUUAUGCGGACGAACAAGGGCAGGCGGACAGGCGCUUUCACGACACGUUUCAUUUUCUCUGUUAUUGCCUCAGCGAGAAAGCGAGAAGAGAAUGGCGAUGGACAGCUUCUCUGGUCUGCAGUUUCAUAGACCCCCUACGGAAUUUAGGGAUUGCUCAUGGUGUAUGUAUACUAAGUCUACUGCUACUACUGUUUGUUGCUACUACUGAUGGGCUUACUACUGCUGCUGUUGCCGCUGCUGCUAUCGCAGCUAUGAUUGUGGCUUGGGACAUUACUGUAGCGUUGAUAGCAUAGCUUAUUGCACCAAG